Messenger RNA from Brettanomyces bruxellensis, 858 nucleotides. It is a transcript of the gene IPP1, whose product is annotated as Inorganic pyrophosphatase. Gene Ontology annotation, molecular function: inorganic diphosphate phosphatase activity; magnesium ion binding. Gene Ontology annotation, cellular component: cytoplasm; nucleus. The record is from RefSeq and is a predicted model, not a curated record. NCBI's taxonomy places the organism in Eukaryota, Fungi, Ascomycota, Pichiomycetes, Pichiales, Pichiaceae. Gene Ontology annotation, biological process: phosphate-containing compound metabolic process. Bases 1 to 858 code for a protein of 285 amino acids. The transcript has a single exon.
AUGGCAUACGGAACUAGACAAAUCGGAUCCAAGAACACUCUUGGCUAUACCGUGUACAUCGAGAAAGAUGGAAAGCCAGUUUCUCCUUUCCAUGACAUCCCAUUGUAUGCAGAUGAAUCAAAGAAGAUCUACAACAUGGUUGUGGAAAUUCCAAGAUGGACCAACGCUAAGAUGGAGAUCAACAAGGAUGAGAAGUUGAACCCAAUCAAGCAGGAUGUUAAGAAGGGAAAAGUUAGAUUCGUCAGAAACUGUUUCCCACAUCAUGGUUACAUCCACAACUAUGGUGCUUUCCCACAAACCUGGGAAGACCCUAAUGUCGUGAACCCAGAGACUCACGCCAAGGGUGAUAACGAUCCAUUGGAUGUUUGUGAGAUUGGUGAGGCUGUUGGAUACACCGGAGAAGUUAAGCAAGUGAAAGUUUUGGGUGUGAUGGCACUUUUGGAUGAUGGUGAGACUGACUGGAAGGUUAUCGUCAUUGACGUUCAUGACCCACUUGCUCCAAAGUUGAACGACAUCGAAGAUGUCGAGAAGCACCUCCCAGGUUUGCUCAGAGCCACCAACGAGUGGUUUAGAAUCUACAAGAUUCCAGAUGGAAAGCCUGAGAACCAGUUUGCUUUCUCUGGUGAGUGCAAGAACAAGAAGUACGCUGAGGAGGUUAUUGACGAGUGCAGCAACGCCUGGAAGCUUCUUAUUGGCGGAAAGUCUAAGGAUGACAAGGGAAUUGCUUUGGCUAACACCACUUUGAGCGGUACUCAGACAUACACCGCGGAUGCCGGAAUUCCACCAGCCCACCCACUCGCUGACACUCCAAUCGACAAGUCUGUUGACAAGUGGUUCUUCAUUUCUGGCUCUGCUUAA